This is a messenger RNA of Python bivittatus (Burmese python), 1571 nucleotides long. NCBI's taxonomy places the organism in Eukaryota, Metazoa, Chordata, Lepidosauria, Squamata, Pythonidae. The record is from RefSeq and is a predicted model, not a curated record.
AUGGCCGAGAAACUGGCCCCCCCGGGAGAGCUGUUCCUGCGCAAGGGCCGCGAGCCGGUCUCCUCGCUGGACGUGGACCGGCUGGCCCCGGGCGAGGAGUCGUCGGACAGCGAAGGCGAGCAAGAGGGCGGCUCCCACAAGCUCAUCCGCAAAGUCUCCACCUCGGGCCAGAUGAGGGCCAAGAAAAGUGUGAAGGAGGGGCUCCUGCUGAAGCAGACAAGCUCUUUUCAGCGGUGGAAGAGAAGGUUCUUCAAGCUGCGUGGCCGGACACUCUACUAUGCCAAGGAUUCGAAGUCACUGAUCUUCGAUGAAGUGGACCUGUCAGAUGCCAGCGUGGCAGAAACCAGCACCAAGAACAUCAACAACAGCUUUACAGUGAUCACCCCCUUCCGAAAACUCAUUCUUUGUGCAGAGAACCGGAAGGAGAUGGAGGACUGGAUCGGGGCCCUGAAGUCUGUCCAGAAAUGGGAGAUCAAUGAGGCCUCCCAGUUCAACAUGGAGCACUUCUCCGGCAUGCACAAUUGGUACGCCUGCUCCCACGCCCGGCCCACCUUCUGUAAUGUCUGCCGGGAGGCCCUGUCUGGCGUCACGUCCCACGGCCUCUCCUGUGAAGUCUGUAAGUUCAAAGCCCACAAACGCUGUGCUGUGAGAGCCACCAACAACUGCAAGUGGACCACAUUGGCUUCCAUUGGGAAUGACAUCAUUGAGGAUGAAGACGGGGUGGCCAUGCCCCAUCAGUGGCUGGAGGGGAACCUGCCGGUCGGUGCCCGCUGUGCCGUGUGUGACAAGACAUCUGGGAGCGUGCGGAGGCUGCAGGACUGGCGCUGUCUCUGGUGCAAGGCCGUGGUUCACAGUGCUUGCAGGGAACAGCUGGGCAAGAAGUGCCCCCUGGGGCAGCACAAGGUCUCCAUCAUCCCCCCCACCGCCCUCAACAGCAUUGACUCCGACGGAUUCUGGAAGGCCACCUGCCCCUCCAGCUGCUCCAGCCCCCUUCUGGCUUUCGUCAACUCCAAGAGUGGGGAUAACCAGGGGGUGAAGUUUCUGCGCAAGUUCAAGCAGUUCCUCAACCCUGCCCAAGUCUUUGAUCUCAUGAACGGGGGGCCGCACCUUGGGCUGCGGCUCUUUCAGAAGUUCUCCACCUUUCGGAUCUUGGUGUGUGGCGGGGAUGGCAGCGUGGGCUGGGUCCUCUCCGAGAUCGACUCGCUGGGGCUGCACAAGCAGUGCCAACUUGGGGUCCUGCCCCUGGGCACCGGGAAUGACCUGGCCCGGGUGCUGGGCUGGGGCAGCCUCUGCGAUGACGAUACACAGUUGCUGCAGGUUCUGGAGAAGUUGGAGCGUGCCACCACCAAAAUGUUGGACAGGUGGAGCAUCCUGACGUACGAGGCCCCCAAGCAGUCACCACCGGCCCUCAGGGAAGAGGAGAGCGAGGAUUCCACCAUCCAGGCUCAGAUUUCUCACUACGCUGACUCCGUGGCCCUCCACCUGGCGAAGAUCCUGGAGUCUGACAAACAUUCAGUGGUGAUCUCCUCGGCAAAGUAAGGGCGAUGCUCUUCCACCCGGGGCAGGGCGGA